AUGACACCCAUAGUUGACAGGCACCUGGAGGAGCAUUGUAGAGUCCCCACGCGUCUAUCAGUUUCAAAUGACUAUUCGAAAGGAGAUGAUUCAUUGAAAAGAAGAUCGUUUCUUCUCUCGUGUGCCACUCUUUGUGCCACUCUUUCAUCCUCGGCUUCCACGGCAGUUGCUGCAGCAGAUGUUAGGGCACCGUUUAUAGAGCUUUUGUUGCCAGCCACUCGGGUCAAACUGUAUAUCGACCAAGCUGUAGAGCUUUGCAAGUCUCUGAAAGCGAACGAGAGCGCUUCAGAAGCAUCAAGUCUUAUCCCACUGAAAGAUCUUCUUGAGAAUGAACCGGCCUUUAUGACGGAGAAAGAACAAAAGCUUUCCAAACGAUAUCUUGAAAUUAAGACAACUGCUGCCUGGCAAGAUGCACGACGAAAGGAGCGGGAAGCUCGUGGUGCCGAAAUGGGCAUUGACUAUACUACUCCUUAUGAUCAAGUUAACACGGCCAUUCAACAAUGGGGAGACAAUACACAAUUCCGAAUAUUGCGCUCUCGUCAACGAAAACUGGAGAAAUCUAGUACCAUUCGAACGGCACUGAACGCAUAUACCAACAAUCUUGUAUUUGGAGAUGCCUAUCAAUUGAAUGUUCAGGGCGAAGAAAAGAAGGCACUGGUACGUAACGACGCCCUUCCAAACGUCAAUGCAGUAGUUGUGAGUGACUUGGAUCUACGGGAUCUCUACAGAAAUCAAGUCUUGCAGAAUAUGGACGACGCCCGUGCUGAAAUUGAAUACCAACUCAAGUCAUCCGAUUUCAAUGUGGACGAAGUCUUGACAUGCCUUCGACAAGCACAAUCAUCAUGCCAAGACUGGUUCAACUUGAUUCCAAAGGGUGACGUUGAGGAAGCCCUGAAACUUGUCAUGGAGGAAAGAUAG
Molecule: messenger RNA, 918 nt
Organism: Cylindrotheca closterium
Lineage: Eukaryota; Bacillariophyta; Bacillariophyceae; Bacillariales; Bacillariaceae
Source: the annotation of a GenBank genome assembly